Messenger RNA from Procambarus clarkii (red swamp crayfish), 4295 nucleotides. Lineage: Eukaryota; Metazoa; Arthropoda; Malacostraca; Decapoda; Cambaridae. The record is from RefSeq and is a predicted model, not a curated record.
ACAUGAUCAUUGAGAUGCCAGAUGGCUACCGCACGCCGGGUCCCCCACUGGACCUGGAGCCUGGCCAGACAGCCAUGAGCCCACACCUCGGACCUCCCCACCCUGGACCCCCUCACCACCCUUUCAUCCACGGAGCUGGUACUCCCCCAUACAUGACAGGUGGCGGUGGGCACUCCCCAAGCGCGCCUGUACCACCUCACCCCAUGGCUGCCCCAUUCCCAUAUUCAGAGCCUCUACCACCCUACCAGACACCCAUGACAGCAGCAGCAGCGGCGGCGGCGGCGGCAGCAGCAGCAGCUGCAGCAGCUAGUGGCGGGGUCAGCGUGCUGGCAGGUGGUCCAGCCAGUGACCUCAGUUCGAAUGGAUCCAACCCAAGUUACCCAGAGUUUCCACCGUCCCCAGACUCCUGGCUCGGGGAUAUGCAGCAGGAUCAUCACCCACAAUACUAACUCCUCAAUAAGCCCAUCCAUUUUUCUCAAAACGAACAUCAUACAUGCUUACCCUGGAACUUAUGCUCAUUACUAACCACCCAAAAUGCUAAGUUUGACUAAAAUUCAAAAGCAGUAGUUCUACUAUUCAUGUUUAGUUAUAUUUAAUAAGUGAUAUACAGUACUUUAAAAUGCCUCAAAUCAUCCAACAAUCAGGUGGUUUCAUGCCUUUUUGUUUCAGUUGUGGAGAGGCAGUAGCUCAUGGUGGAACAACAUUAGUACAGAAUGGUUUUAUCAUGGUGUUACACACAAUUUGUUUCUAGUGAAAAUUCAACAUUAAGAAUUCCAUUAUUUUCAUCUUGGAUAAUAUUGAUGUGUUCCUUUCCUAGACUUGUAUAGUAAUGUACCAUAUUGUUAAAAACAAUGCUCUCAAUGUGAGAAAAGUAUAGUUUAAUCUGACAGACAGUACUGAAUUUCAAUAUAAUGAUGUGUAAAGUACAAUAUGUAAUUAGUUCAUAAUAUUAAUAUUCUGACCAAAGACAUUUGUGUCCAGAGCAAAUCAUUGACUAUACAUACCUCAAAACAUUCAUAAUAUAGCACUCGCCAAGAUGACAACUAUGAUGAAGGUGCUCCUCUGUACAAAAAAGGGCUCGUCUUUCCUCUACUAUCUGUCACAAUCGCUGGUAACAUGCCACUGUGUAAUAUAUUCAGAUCCUUACCUUACUGCCUGGAAUGGAUACUCCUCAAAUAUUCAGGACAUAUUUAUACCUUGUUUAACCUUUGUACCAAAGAAAACAAACCAAAGUUCUUACAGUACUAGUCAUUUGUGUAAAAAAAACACAUGUCCAAAUAACUUUACUGCAGUGCUUAGCCACUACAUACCAUCAGAACAAUGGCAUCAAACUAAUUAUAUUUCCAGUCUUUAUGUAGAUCAUAAGUAUGAGUACGCAAUCAAAAUAUGGUAGUAAAAUACCUUCACCUAGUCAUACACAUGUACAAAACUAGUCAAAAUGGUUUAUCGGUCAAGAUUAUUUCUGCUUAUGAUGUAUGUUUUGGGAUUAAGAUACCUUUGCAUGUUGGAAGUCUGUUGAAGAUCAGUAAUUAAUGAAGUCAGCAAUUUAAGCUUUCCUGUUAUAUGGUUAGAAAUUAUCUAAAAGGAAUUAUUGGUUGGCAAAAAUGGAAGCUAAUUCUUUACUCACAGUAGCUAAAAUACUAAAAUUGCAAGCAUCAAUAUUACUAUGAAAAAAUUAAUUUUACAGAUCGUGCAAAGAUAUGAUCAUGAAGAAAGAUUAAAAGAUUUUAAAAAAAUCUGUAUUUACAUGGGAAUAACCAAAGUCUCUGAGAGAUCAUUAGCAUUAGUAAGUAUAUGGGUGGUAAAACAGCCUCCAGGGUUUGCUGCUGAGUUUUACCUUGAAGUUCAAGUGGGUGAGCAGGCUGUCCUUAACCAGAAUGUCUGAGCCUCUAGUGCGUGGGUUACCUGGUCGUCAGGUUAAUCGAAGUCCUCCGCAAAUAGUACCGAAUAGACUGCCUAUUAUAAAAAAACAAGUGCUGUGGACAAUUGUAUCAGAUGCUAAAAUCUUGGUGCAUGUCUAAAUGCCAAACUUUAAGUGACACAAUUGCAUUGUGCAAUUGCACUCGGAAUACAAGCACUUGGGUUCCAAUGAAUGAAAACGGACAUGGCUACUACUGGAACCAAGUCUUUUGCCAGAAGGCCAUUGUCUUCAGUGAAAGUCUCUCCAUAAUCAGUGACCAGACCUGAUGAUGUACAUAUACUUAAAAUGUGAUGGUCACAAAGGACAAUGGCAGGUGUUAUGAUGAAAGGAUAUUUUUUAUGUAGCUAAUUUGUGUUUGUCCUUUCAUGGAAGAGUUUUAAAUGUAUAUAUCUAUAUGAACUGGAUUCUCUCUUGAAGGGAAAGUAGAAUACCUUUUGCCAAUGUUGUGAAUUAGAAAAUAUUUGUAUAUAAAGAAAAAAUCUGCAAUUUGUGUGGUAUGAGAGUGAUUAAGAUUUUCUGUAUUGGUACCUAUAUGAUUUUGCAAUAUACCAAAGAUACACCAAGUAUGAUAUUUAAGCCUACUGUAUAAUUUUGAUGUUAGGGUGACUUGUGUUGGAAGUCUUGAAUUUCAUUACUGUAUAAUGACCCGAGUGAAAAUUUUUUUUUAUACAGUUCUUACAAGUCUUAGUUUCCUUGCAUGGAGAAAAAUUAAUACAAUUAUUUUUUACCCAAAUGUAGUUUAUUGUAAAGUUUGCAGUGGAAAUGGCUAAUGAAUAAUGAUUUUGUGUUGACAGUGUACCUGAUUAGAGAGAAGCUACAAAUUGAAUUAUGUCAUCUUAAUCUCAAACCGUGAAUAUGAAGCAUCUAUGGUUAGAUAUCCAGUGAUAUAAAACUGAAGGGGAUUCAGGUUCAAGAAACUGGUCUUUUCCAUAGUGCUCUACUGUAUAUUGUAGCCUUUCGCAUCUCUGACUUGUUUUAUACUCUAGUACUGUACUAUUCCCUAUUAUGUGCUUGUUCUUCUUCAUUAGUUUUGUACAUAACAUUAUUGGAUGUGUGUGAAGCUGAAUGGGAAUACUCAUGUCUGUUUCUUAUUAAUCAUUGACAAAACAUUAAUUUGAAACAGACACAUCAGGAUGAUUUCAUCAGUCAAUGUAGCAUCUUAUUUCAGUGUCAUUUAUACAUAAGUUUUAAUAUCACUGGGAACUGUGUAUCUGCUAUGUAGACAUGUACGUGUCCAAUGUAUGUAAUGAAGACUUGAUGUUCUUCUUGUAUUUUCAUCCCUGGCCAAGUUAACAUGAGCUAGAUGUUUAGUCUUGUAUUUGGAUAAUUUAUCAAGACGACUACUGUACAUAAAUUCAUUUAAACAAGCAGGAAAGCUAAUAUUUCCCUUGUUAUAAAUGUAAUAUUUUCCUAUGAUCACCAAAGACAAUUAUUGCUGAGGUAAACUAUUCUCAAUUUUGUCAAUUUAUAUGACCAACACAUCAAUAAGAAAGACACUAAUAUAUGAUAAGAAGUGGAUAAUUGUUUGCCGUUACUAAAUUACACUGACCACCUUUAUAAGUUUGUUCCCCUUUAAAUAUAUGAGCAUUUUCCUUCAAGUUUCAUUUAGAAAUAAUCUACCUUGUGUAAACAUGGCCUUUUGAAUGGUACAAUUUCAAAACUAUUUUUGUUUGAAGGGGAUCCAAGUGUGGCCACCUGGGGAAAUGUUAUAAAUAAAAUCUGAAAUGUCUGAUAUCAAAACAUUAACAUAUGUAUAUCAUUUAAUGCAUCUUUUGAUAUAUUGUCAUUUUGAUAAGCCUUCAAACUAGCUUUUUGUUACAAUAUCAGUAAGCUGUUACCAGUAUGCCUGAUAAUAAGAAAUACUUUAUGUUGAAUAAAAGAUUUUGAAAUGCAAGAUAACUAAUUAUUAAUUUUUUGAUAGUGCACUUCAGAAUUUUUGUGUGGAUGCAUUUUUUCUCGGUUUACCAUCAAGUGAUUCCUACCAACUCUGGUUACUUACUCUAUCCUAUGGACAGAGAACUGCUCAUUAUGCAGUCUUUUACUAGAGAUCACUCACCUACACGCUUAACAUUUCAUGCAGCACAAAAUCAGAUAUUCUUUCACUCAACGAUAGCACUUAUGAUUUGUUUGUUGUGUUGUGAGAAAGCCAGGCUAGAUAAUGAAGUAUUCAGAGUGUUAAGACAGAGGCAGCCACAGAAAUCAUAUAUAAAUAGAUAUAUAUAUAUUAUUUGUACCAAUAUUGAUUUACUCUUUACUGACAUUAUGGAUGUUUGCUGUAUGUUCAUCUUGACUCACUUGGCUGGCUGGAACUAAAACAAGAAAGCCUUCCAGCUAGAAACAUAAGAAAUGUAUAAUAAAUGAAUUUAUGUAAAAA